Verruconis gallopava is the source of this 225-nucleotide messenger RNA. RefSeq lists its product as uncharacterized. The record is from RefSeq and is a predicted model, not a curated record. Lineage: Eukaryota; Fungi; Ascomycota; Dothideomycetes; Venturiales; Sympoventuriaceae. The transcript has a single exon. Bases 1 to 225 code for a protein of 74 amino acids.
AUGACGAACGAGAUGGGGGAUGCGAAUGCGAAGCCCGGAUCGUGGAAGGACAAGCAAGGGCAGUGCGGUCAGAACGUCCAAGCAGGACCGGGCGUCAUUGGCGGGCAGGUGUCAGGUCAAGAUCCGCUUCUGAUUGCACCGUCCGCAUUAGAUUUGGACGGGCUUGUGCAAGAAGCUCAGGAACAGGCGAAGCAUGAGCAGAGAAGGUUUGGGAUCCGUGGAUGA